This is a messenger RNA of Cantharellus anzutake, 1108 nucleotides long. RefSeq lists its product as uncharacterized. NCBI's taxonomy places the organism in Eukaryota, Fungi, Basidiomycota, Agaricomycetes, Cantharellales, Hydnaceae. The record is from RefSeq and is a predicted model, not a curated record. The coding region runs from base 264 to 1007 and encodes 247 amino acids. The transcript is spliced from 7 exons.
GUGCCAACCUCUGAUGUGAAAUCGGCUCCGGAGAACUUCGAUCGAGUUCAUUCCUUCAUCAUCAUCUCCGUGAUGAUCCCAGACCAUCCUUUAGAGUCUUACGUCCUGGAACUCCUGGUGUUGAUGGGGGGGGGCAAUACAAUGCUGUGGAAAAUCCGCCACUGGGAUUUGCCAGACGGGUCGGGGCAGAAACUUCGACUUUCGACGUGCCAGCCCACAAACUUCUGCAGGCUCUGAUAGAGCACUCUCCAUCUCCACAAACAAUGGCUCGAGAAUUCUUGGUGGAGCUGGCAAAAUGCAAAAUUUCGGUUGUGACGGAUCUCGUUCAUGCCCUGGAUGGUGAUCGCUCUGCUAGUCCGUAUGAUUGGGCAGCUACUGUGCAUCAAGAACUUGGCCAAAAUGAUGGAAAUGCGACGGGUCUCACGGCACUGGCCAGCUACUACUUGUCUCACCUUGUCAUCGCUUUCAGGAAUCCAGGUGGAAAAAGGACUCCUCAAGAGAGCAUACACCCUACACCCAAUCCUAAGCAUAUAGAGGAGAUUACAUCAUUGUUAGAGUCAGCCACUAUUUGUCAGAGUCAAUCGGCUUUGAGAGACCUGAUCUUUCUUCGCGAUGGGAGUCAUUGCCCUGUUUCCAAUUAUCCUUUCUUUGGGAAGGAUAGGGUUAUACGGCCCCGCUGCGCGCACAUCAUCCCAUUCUCCGCCCAUUUUAAGACACAUACACAUCAUGCGAUUGAGACACUAGCUUGGGGAAUUGAGGUCAGGUUAGUCGAUCAUAGGUGGAAAUAUCGUUUUCGAGAGGUUCGACCGGCGAAUGUGUCAGCCACUAUUCCUCUCAAGGAUGGCGACGAAAUAGAAUUUGGAAAGGGAACUGGCGGCGAUCUGAUUGGAUUACCUGAUCCUCAGAUUUGCAAUCUCCAUCUAGCUGUUGCCCGGGUCUUUGCAGCUUCGGGCGCUGCGGAGGUGUUUGAUAAAUAUUUAGAGGAUGAUGAGGAUUACAUGACAUAAGUUCCCGUUUAUUUCGGCGGUUCAUUUGUCGAUGAUGAUGAGCUGAUGCGUAGGAUAGAGGCGUUAGUUACCUAAUACUGGUAUCGGCUCAACCACCCUGU